AUGGCUGUCACGGUAAAAGAAUGCCUGGAGCUCCAACUACUGGAAGUGGAAAUGCUCCUUUCAAUGUUUCCCCAAAAAGGUGAAGUGAAUCUGGAUGAGGGUGCUGUGCCCGGCGUGCAGCGCUACCUGAGAAACGGGGAUGGAGCUCUGCCCCCACAGCUCGAAUAUUCGAUUGCCUUUGAUGUAGGGGAGGCAAAGGUAAAAGUGGAAUUGCAGGUACUGCUGCCUCAUAUGUAUCCUCAUGUAGCUCCUCAGCUUUUUGUGAGGUCAAAUGCACUCCACAGACAGCAACAGCUGCAGCUCAACACCGGUCUCACUUCUCACAUCAGCUCUUUGGAUUCAGGUGAACUGUGUAUAUAUGAAGCUGUGCAAUGGGUGAAAGACAACAGCCCGCCUUACCUGGAAAACAGCAAGAUCUCUUCUGAAAGUGCUUCGAAAGAAGUCGUAGUUAAAGAAACAUUGCAUCGCAUGUGGAUCUACAGCCAUCAUAUAUAUAGGCAGGAACUGAGGAAAAAGAUUUUUGACUGUGCAAAGAAGUUAAAUCUGACUGGUUUCUGCCUGACAGGGAAACCUGGUGUCAUCUGUGUGGAGGGACUGAGAGCAAACUGUGAAGAGUUCUGGUGUGUUAUUAGGUAUCCCAACUGGAAGCAUAUUUCAUGCAAGCAUACAGAGAAUAUAGAAACGGAGGGAAGCAUCGAUAAUCUUCGUCUCUUUCAUGCUUUUGAAGACCUACAGUUUCAGGCACAUGGUGAUUAUGGCCUGAGGAAUGACUAUCACAUGGAUCUUGGCCAGUUCCUAGAAUACCUAAAACAACAUCGAAGUGGACAUAUUUUUCAGAUUUUAUUUGGUGUCAAAGGCAAAGUUUCAGAAAAAUAA
This is a messenger RNA of Opisthocomus hoazin, 876 nucleotides long. It is a transcript of the gene RWDD2A, whose product is annotated as RWD domain containing 2A. Gene Ontology annotation, molecular function: protein binding. Lineage: Eukaryota; Metazoa; Chordata; Aves; Opisthocomiformes; Opisthocomidae. The record is from RefSeq and is a predicted model, not a curated record.